GUUCGGGUGGACAGAGCACUAUGAGGCGUAUAAGACGAAAGCGCAAGGAUAUCCUGACAGACUCCGUGCGGUCCGCGUACUACCGCGACUACGUGGAAGCCAUGUUGCUGGCCGUAGCCGAGGGAGUGAAUCUGGUGGGGUGUCUGGCCUGGUCCAUUGCCGACAACCUGGAGUGGACGGCUGGGUUCAUAUAUGUCAACCUCAGCACCCAAGAGCGGUCCUAUAAAGCCAUUUUUUUCGAACUAGCAAACCUCUUCGAGACCUACAUGAAGGAGUGA
Molecule: messenger RNA, 278 nt
Organism: Aspergillus saccharolyticus JOP 1030-1
Lineage: Eukaryota; Fungi; Ascomycota; Eurotiomycetes; Eurotiales; Aspergillaceae
Product: glycoside hydrolase
Exons: 2
Coding region: 21-278 (85 amino acids)
Biological process (GO): carbohydrate metabolic process
Molecular function (GO): hydrolase activity, hydrolyzing O-glycosyl compounds
Source: RefSeq, a predicted model, not a curated record